Molecule: messenger RNA, 1800 nt
Organism: Pimephales promelas (fathead minnow)
Lineage: Eukaryota; Metazoa; Chordata; Actinopteri; Cypriniformes; Leuciscidae
Source: RefSeq, a predicted model, not a curated record
UUGCAGGUUCAUUGGCUGUAUCAGUGACGGACAUGACAGCACCUGUGGUUGGAUCAUCAGGGGGAGUCUAUGCUCUGGUCUCUGCCCACCUCGCCAAUGUCGUCAUGAACUGGUCAGGGAUGAAGUGUCAGUUCAAGCUCUUUCGCAUGGCAAUGGCUCUGGUGUGCAUGAGUGUGGAGUUUGGUCGUGCCGUCUGGCUCCGAUUCUAUCCCCCAGCUUUCCCACCCUGCCCUAAUACCAGCUUUGUGGCCCAUCUGGGGGGUGUGGCAGUGGGCCUCACCCUUGGUGUUGUGGUUCUUCAGAACUAUGAACAGCGCUUACAGGAACAGUCCUUGUUCUGGAUCUUCUUUAGUGUCUACACAAUAUUUAUCCUCUGUGGAAUCUUCUGGAACAUUUUCGCUUACAAUCUCUUGGAUGUCAAGUUACCCCCACCUCCAUGAAGCACAGUAUGUGUGUGUGCGUGUGUGUGUGUGUGUGUGCAUGCGUGUGUGUGUGUGUGUGUGUUUGUGUGUGUGCUUGUUUGUUUGUUUGUGUGAGUGUGUGUGUGUUUGUGUUACUGGCAACAAUUUAACAGUUGUAAAGGUCAUGAAUGAGAAUCAAAUGCAAAGUACCUUACUGCAGUCCUCCUGUGAUGUAAUGUUUGUGUUAAUAGUGCCUAAACCAUACCAAGUUUUAGUGCCAUCAGAGAAGCUAAAACCGCAGAUUGUGAUGAAUGUAAAUUUUCAGGACAAGCCCAACAGUUGAUGCUUUAUUCACCUAUAUAUAUUUUUUUUUUCCAAUGAAUGGGGGCUAUCAUUGAUAGCACAAGAAUUAAUUUCAAAGUACCCAGGUUUAUAAGCUGCUGCUGCCUUUUCACCUGACUCAUUUAUAUAUUCUGUGUCAGCUGAAAUAUUUCUCAAUUAUUAAAGGAAUGAAUACAUUCAUUUACCUGGCACAGAACCUGAGGUUGCAUUAGCAAAGAGUAGAAUCAGUAUUUUAUGAGGACCUUUUAGUAAAGUAGAGCCUAUUGUGUGUGAAGGACCCUUAAAAUAUAUUCAAGAUUAAGUGAAGUAAAAAGGAAUGGAAUGAACAGCUAGAUAAACUUCUCUCAAUAUUGGAAACAAGCAUUUUGCAGAAAAUAAUGCAGAGUUAUGGUUGACAUAAGGGAACCACAAUAAAUCAAUAUUAAUCAAAUCAAUCUCCCUAAUAUCUAAUAACAUGAAUAAUAAUUUGAUUGACCAGACUAUAGUACUUCAGUAAAAAAAAAAAAAAAAAAACAUGAAUGAUGUAGUGCCAUCUACAGGCUGAACAAUAUUUAAACACAUGUAAAUGAGUUGAGAGUCAAAUUUCAUAUAACAUCCACUCACUUGUAUAGAGGAACUUUCACUUUGCCAUUCCAUUAUAGCACUUUUUGACCAGGGGUUCUCAAUUCUGGCCCUCGAGAUCCACUUUCUUUCAGAGUUGACCUCCACCAUUAAACUCACCUCCAACCUUCUAGUAAUCCUGAAGAUCUUGAUUAGCUUGUUCAGGUGUGUUUGAUUAGGGUUGGACCUUAACGCUGCAGGAAUGUGAACUUUGAGGGCUAGAGUUGAGAAUGGUUUUUCACACAGUUAUAUACAUAUAAAUAUUACCCUGUAAAAACGAUUCCUGUUGGCACGGAUCCACGAAAAUUACUCAAACACUAAUUUCUUUGUAAAGAAACUCUAUGCGCCUAUAGAUUGAACAAAUAAUAUCCAUGCAUAUGUCAUCACCGUUUUCACAAAUUCACUUUUAUUGUAGUUUACACAGAGGCAAUAACAGUACCCAGAUAGCAAACUGACA